Molecule: messenger RNA, 148 nt
Organism: Diversispora eburnea
Lineage: Eukaryota; Fungi; Glomeromycota; Glomeromycetes; Diversisporales; Diversisporaceae
Source: the annotation of a GenBank genome assembly
GAUUACCAGAUUUGAUCGAGGAAAUCCAGAUUGUAUUCUAUCAACAGGAAUAGUUUUACAUCUGAUGAGUUAUAUUGCACCAGUAGGAGUGAAUGCCAGAUUAAUCUUUCAAAAAUUAGCCAUUAAAGAAAAUGCAGAUGCACUUUGA